Messenger RNA from Symbiodinium sp. CCMP2456, 867 nucleotides. The record is from the annotation of a GenBank genome assembly. NCBI's taxonomy places the organism in Eukaryota, Dinophyceae, Suessiales, Symbiodiniaceae.
AUGGCGGGUGUGGGGGCAGUGACGGCUCCUGCGGCACCGCCGGUCUUCAGUGCCGAUGAGAUCACUGCGGUGCGCAACAUCGGCGAGGCUAGAGACCUCGCCGGUGUGGAGGAUGCUGCGUGGGAGGCCCUGAAGGUUACGCUGGGUGGCACCCCAGACCUCCGGGUCCUGGGUUCAGUGCCGCCCGCAGCCAUUCAAGCGGCAAUCCGAGCCUCGCGCAUACCCGCGCCGACUACAGGAUCUCCAGCGGCCACCAGGGAGAUCCGCGUCAUCGAGGCUACGCAACUUGGGCUGCUCUGGCGAAUUGCGAGGCUGAAGUUGGGUUUACCAGACAUGGACCCCUUCACCGCGGCUCAGCAGCUGAUCGCUGCGGUGAAAAUGAGCACCGUGCUGGACCAAGGAGACGACAGGGAGGGGGCCCGUCCGUCCAUGGUGGACUUGGGGUUGGCUCCCUACGCAGAUUUCGCCCUCUUCGUCAACUUCCAGUCCCGGUUCUCCAGGGCCCUCAAGUUCUUAAACCACGUGCUCCAGCCCGACGGGACGUUCAGAGCCGUGGAGGUGCCAGGGCCCCCGUCCUUCGACGUUUGGUUGGCCUCUUGGCAAGUGUUCGCAAACACACUCCUCAUGCUUCGCGUGGAGGACCCGGUGAAGGGUGUGCAGGUUCCGGUGGUGGCACAGUCCGCCCUGGACCUCUAUACCGGGAGACGUUUCGUGACCUGUGCGUGCGGUACGCGGAGGUGUGGCAUCUACUGCUCACCGCCGAGGACCGAUGCCGGCCGAACACUUCCCUCGCCUAAGAGGUACCUCUACGAGCGCUUCACAAAGGGCCAAGAACCGGACUUCGACCCGGCUACCCCAUGGGACAUG